ACCGGCGGGCGGGGGGGGCGGCCCAGCGCCGCAGUGCGGGCAGUAGGCGCCGGGGGAGUCCGGGCCUACGCGCACCUGUGCGGCCGCGCCAUGGUUCGGUUCGGGUUGACCGUCGUCCGGCAUGGAGAAACAAGAUACAACAAAGACAAGAUCCUGCAAGGUCAAGGGGUGGAUGAGCCUCUCUCUGAAACUGGUUUCAGACAAGCAGAUGCUGCUGGUUUAUUUCUCAGCAACGUGAAGUUUACUCAUGUCUUUUCAAGUGACCUCCUUCGGGCAAAGCAGACUGCUGCCACAAUUCUAGGAAAAAAUAAGUUUUGCAGAGAUUUGGAAAUCAAGUACGAUGCAAGACUUCGAGAGAGAAAAUACGGUGUUGCAGAAGGAAGGCCUUUGACUGACCUCAAGGCUAUGGCAAAGGCUGCUGGAGAGCAAUGUCCUUCAUACACACCUUCUGGAGGAGAGACAUUGGAUGAAGUAAGAGAACGUGCAAGGGAUUUUUUUGAAUUUCUGUGUCAUCUGGUUGUUGAAUUGGAACAGAAAGAGAAAGAUGUGCGUGGUGCAGCAUGUGGAAGCUCAGGAACAUCCAAAGAACAGUUUGUUUUCCCUUGGACAAACCACUGCAGUGAAGCAGAACUUAGUUCUGAUAACAGUGGAGCUUCUAAAAUAUUAGAUGCCAAUAUAUUAGUGGUAAGUCAUGGAGCCUACAUGAGGAACUGGAUUGGUUAUUUUGUCUCAGAUCUCAACUGUACUUUGCCAGCAAAUUUAACAAAGUCUCAGUUGUCUUCUGUCAGUCCCAAUACAGGAGUUAGUCACUUCAUCAUAAAACUUGAAAAUGGGAAUCUGUUAAAGCCUGAAAUCACAUGUGUUUGUCUUAAUCAAGACUCUCACUUAGUGGACCUGGGAGCUGAAUGUGUAGCUCCAAAAGUGUUUUCAUAGUCUUUGUAGGGGAGGGUGGUUUUAGAUCACCCUUAUAGUAAGCUUGGGAAAGGUAGCUGUAGUAAUUACUGAGACUGACUGGAUUUAUUGACACUAAACUGCAAAACUGAAGACAUGCAACUGCUUACCAUUUUAAAAUAACAUGAUUUGCAUGGUCCUAGUGCCUGAUAUAAGUUGGCACUAGAGGAAUAGCACAGAUGUUCUUUAUGAACAGAAACAUAAUACUUCCAGUCACUUGCAUAUCUGCUCCUACAGUGCAUAUUUUUAAAAGCUUCUCUCAUUUAGCCCGUAAUUAUAUUGGUUAUCUCCAGGUAAAAAUGUUGGGGAGGGUAGAGGAAUGGUACCUCAAAGAUGAGCUAUACUGUAUUCUUGUUUUAUUACAAAAAUGAUAUAUUGUAAUAUGAAACAUAUAUGUUGUCUUAAAAUAACUUUUCUUGAAUGCAAUAGUAUAACCUAAAAAUGAGCAUCAGCUAGUGGAAAAAGUUUGGUGCAGAGUCAGGGGAUGUGUUCCUGGCUCUGAUACUAAAUAGCUGUGAGACUCUGGGCAAAUCUCUUUUCCAUUUGUAAAAUGGGUAUGAUGAUACACCUACCUCACAGGAGUGUUUUGUAAGAAAUUGUUAGUGUUGUUGAGACCUCCCUUGAAGAGCACUGUACACAUACAUAGAGUAUUUAUUUUUAACUGUAAGCAGGAUGAGGAGCCUCAUGUGCACAUAGUUCUCUCUUCUGAAAAGGAAAAGGGUGAAUUAUGCCCAACUAGAAUCCUGUUGUCCAUUACAGUCGUACACCUGAGGAAUGAAUAGUUUUGCCUAGAAUUAGGCCAGUUUGAUUGCUUGAUGAUUGCUUGUAGGUCCUGUUAGUACUGUAUUCUUUCCCCCCUGGGGUGUUUGUAGUGUUAUUGUGUAACCUUAUCUAUUUUAUUUAUGAUAUCCACAUACUUUUUCUUCAUUUGCAUAUUUUAAGCCUAUUUCAAAAAAAUUAGUUAAAAAAUAAUUAAAGGCUCCU
Molecule: messenger RNA, 1935 nt
Organism: Calypte anna (Anna's hummingbird)
Lineage: Eukaryota; Metazoa; Chordata; Aves; Apodiformes; Trochilidae
Gene: TIGAR
Product: TP53 induced glycolysis regulatory phosphatase
Exons: 6
Coding region: 91-933 (280 amino acids)
Biological process (GO): positive regulation of DNA repair; fructose 1,6-bisphosphate metabolic process; regulation of pentose-phosphate shunt
Cellular component (GO): cytosol
Molecular function (GO): fructose-2,6-bisphosphate 2-phosphatase activity
Source: RefSeq, a predicted model, not a curated record